AGAGAAAGAGAGAGCGCUUUUCCAAAAGCGGUGAUUUAAAAAAUAAACGUUUGAAUGUAACUGUUCAUGUCACAAAGUUAACAACAAAUGCAUAAUUAUUUAUUCGGCUUAUUUACUACUUAUUUUUAUAUUUCCAAACCGGCCGAUUAAAAUCACUGCACGAUAGAAAAAUCGAAGUGCGUUAAAUGUCAAGGACAACGGAAAAGCCACAACAAAAAGGGAAACUACGACGAGGGAGAGAGUAACAACUAGGAAAGUUGUAAAGGAAACUCAGAAAAAAUCGAAAAAAACUGAGGAAAAGCCGUAAACAUGUUGAAUCCGGCGCACGGAAGACCGCCAAAUAACUCGGGCUCCCCCUCCUCCUCGUCCGCCUCCUCGCCAAUUUCGGUGACCGUGCAGCCCGGGAACGCUGGAAACAGCUCCAUGUCCUCCGCCUCCUCGUUGGGCGGUGGGAGUGGCAUCCUCAAGGACAAGGUGGGACUGGCGCCGGUCUACCUGAAUCUCAAUGAGAAUGCAAAGGAUCAGAACCCAUCCUCCUGCUCACCCCUGCAGAACUGGGACGACACCCGCACCGCCGACGUCUGGCUGUCCUCGCUGCACAGCGUCAUCUUCAUCAUCACCUGUGCUUUAGCCGCCUUUAUCCUGUUCCGCAACGUCCUCACCUGGCAUCUGCAGAGCUUUUGGGGCGCCUCCGGAGACUUCUGGCAGUCGCAGUGGGACAAAUUCAUCGACUCGUUCGGUGACGAGCCUAUGGUGCUAUGGGUCUUUGGCACCACUAUUUUCACCAUGAUCGUUUACUGGACCGUGGGCACACUGUACACCUUCAUGGACCUGACCAACCGGCCCGCCUGUCUGCGCAAGUACAAGAUCCAGCCGGGCACCAAUGAACCCGUGGAAGUGCGUCGCCUGCUGAAGGUGAUUUGGUGCGUGGUCUGCAACCAGAUAUUCGUAGGCAUACCUUUGGCCUACGCCAGCUACAGGCUAAUGGAGAUUCGCGGAUUGAGCGACAUCCGUGACCUGCCCACGUUCCACUGGGUCUGUUUCGAGCUGACCGUGUGCAUCCUGAUGGAGGAGCUGGGAUUCUACUACUCGCACCGUCUGCUGCACCACAAGCACAUCUACAAGUACAUCCACAAGCAGCACCACGAGUGGACGGCCCCCAUCUCGGUGACGGCCAUCUAUUGCCAUCCCAUCGAGCACAUCUUUAGCAACCUUCUGCCGCCCUUCCUGGGCGUCUUUCUCAUGGGCAGCCAUGUGGCCACCGCGUGGCUGUGGUUCGCACUGGCGAUCCUUUCCACGCUCAACGCCCAUUCCGGCUACCACCUUCCGUUCUUUCCCAGUCCCGAAGCGCACGACUUUCACCAUCUAAAAUUCAACAACUGUUUCGGUGUGCUGGGAGUCCUGGAUCGCCUCCAUGGCACCGAUUCCCUUUUCCGGGCCACCAAGUCGUAUGCGCGACACAUCAUGAUGUUGAGCUUCAAGCCCCCUCGCGAUGCUUUCCCAGAUCCGACGAUGAAGUGAGCGGACGAAGUUCUCUUGUGCAUAGCAGCAAGCAUUUCUCUAUCUGUGUAUACAAAUUUUAAUUGUGAUAUGGCAAGGCAGAUCCUAUUUUGUACACCUCAUAUGUAGUCGUCGUUGUGCAGACCCCUAGAACCCUGCACUGCGAAAUGCAAAUGUUAAUCGAGUCGAAUAAAGCGUAAAUGUAAAUGUA
This is a messenger RNA of Drosophila rhopaloa, 1711 nucleotides long. RefSeq names its product fatty acid hydroxylase domain-containing protein 2. The record is from RefSeq and is a predicted model, not a curated record. The coding region runs from base 310 to 1521 and encodes 403 amino acids. Gene Ontology annotation, molecular function: C-4 methylsterol oxidase activity; iron ion binding. The transcript is spliced from 6 exons. Gene Ontology annotation, biological process: sterol biosynthetic process. Lineage: Eukaryota; Metazoa; Arthropoda; Insecta; Diptera; Drosophilidae.